ACAGCGAGAAAGCGUCGCUCCAGCCAAUCACAGCAGCGUUUGCUUGCCGAUGAGGCAGUAUCAAACAUGGCGGCUCUCUGAGUUUAGGAGGAGGAACCUGGUGUAAAUAAACACACAUCUCACCUUUUACACCUUUUACACACAACCACAACCACAGCGACCAGGUGCUCCUGUCUAACACUGGUGGGACCACACAGGGAACAUGUCGACUGACGGGAAUAAAAAGCAGUUCUGGAAAAGAAACGCAGCGAAGGUUCCUGGCAGCAUCCAGCAUGUGUACGGAGCUCAACAUCCGCCUUUCGACCCGCUCCUCCACGCUAACCUGAUUAAAGCAGGCAACAGGCCUCCUCCGGCCACGCCGGGCAAGCCCAAGAAGGCCACCACCUUCCAGGAGUUUGAGAGCAUCACAAGCGACGCCUGGGAUGUUGGGGACGAUGACGACGAGUUGCUGGCCAUGGCCGCACAGAACCUUAAUAUCGAGGUUGUCAUGGAGACAGCCAAUAAGGUCAUCGAGAAUCACAGCAAGCAACAGGAGCGACAGAGGCAGGAUGACACAUCAGAGCUUGAACAGAGAGAAGAGGACACACAGGAGGAGGCGGCAGAGGACGAGGAGGAGGACGAAGACGAUGAGGAGGACCUGGUGAGGGAAGGAGACGUGACCAGCCCAGAGGUCUCGUUUGCCUCCCAGAGCAGCCCUUACACUGAUGGCCGUCUUGUAAAGUCCCAAAGCGAAGCUCCAAUUGGGUCACCUAAAGAUGCAGCAGGUGAGCACGCAGCCCUCCACAGACAACGGUCUCUGCCCCACCGGCCGCCCAUCAUCCCGCUAGUGGCUCGCAUGGCUGACCAGAACACAUCUGGCACCCCGGCCAUGACCGAGAGGGAAGCAUCCCGUCUGGAUAAGUUCAAACAGUUGUUGGCUGGGCCAAACACAGAUCUGGAGGAGCUACGGAAACUCAGCUGGUCUGGAAUCCCCCGACAGGUCCGACCGAUAACGUGGAAGCUCCUUUCAGGGUACCUACCAGCUAACGCAGAAAGAAGAGAGAGCGUCCUACAGAGGAAGAGACAAGAAUACUUUGGCUUUAUCCAGCAAUACUACGACUCCCGCAAUGACGAGCACCAUCAGGACACAUACAGACAGAUUCACAUUGACAUACCGAGAACUAAUCCUCUUAUUCCUCUCUUUCAACAAGCUUCUGUCCAAGAGAUUUUUGAGCGGAUCCUUUUUAUCUGGGCCAUCCGCCAUCCAGCCAGCGGCUACGUGCAAGGCAUCAACGACCUGGUCACGCCGUUCUUCGUCGUCUACGUCUUUGAGUACAUUGAGGAGGAAGUGGAAAACUUUGACGUGUCCAGUCUCCAGGAAGAGGCACUGAGGAACAUCGAGGCUGACAGCUUCUGGUGCAUGAGCAAACUGCUGGACGGCAUCCAGGACAACUAUACAUUUGCCCAGCCAGGCAUCCAGAGGAAAGUCAAAGCCCUGGAGGAGCUGGUCAGCAGGAUUGAUGAUUCUGUGCACCGCCACAUGCAGCAGUACGAGGUGGAGUACCUGCAGUUUGCCUUCCGCUGGAUGAACAACCUCCUCAUGAGGGAGCUGCCACUACGCUGCACGAUCAGGCUGUGGGACACCUACCAGGCUGAACCAGAGGGCUUCUCCCAUUUCCACCUCUACGUGUGCGCCGCCUUCCUGGUGAGGUGGAGGAAAGAAAUUCUAGAAGAGAGGGAUUUUCAGGGUCUGAUGAUCCUCCUGCAGAACCUUCCCACAAUGCACUGGGGAAACGAGGAAGUGAGCGUACUGCUGGCUGAAGCCUACAGGUUGAAGUUUGCCUUUGCCGACGCGCCCAACCACUACAAGAGAUGAUGAGCGGGGCUCUCUGCAGCUGCUCCUCUUCCUCUUCCUCCUCCUGUUCCCCCUCCUCCUACUCCUCCUCUUCUUCCUCCUUUCCUGCCCUGCAGUCGUCUGCUGAACUUUGAGGCCUCUCUCUACUCCUACAGGGAAGGACCUUCUCCUCUUUCUUAACCUCCCUUCCCCAUAUCGCCCAAUGGGCCUUUUCAGCUACUAAGAGAUUUGAAUCAAGCAAUGACUGAGAGGACGUGCGGUGUAGCAUUUUAACAUGUUGACGUGGAGCCUUUUUUAAAUUAUUUUUCUCUGAAACGUGCACUCCUUCAGUCCAGUGCAGAAGCCUUCUUCAUCACUGACAACCACGACUUUUUGUUGGAGUUCGGUCCGCUCAAGCUGACACCUCAAAGUCCCUCCUCAGGCCUGAUGCAGGACCGUGAGCUCAGCUCCGCCGGGAGUUUAGUGUUUCUGGCUCAGAAAAAUGUCCUUUCUGCUAAAACAAAAACCUCCACCAUGGCAAUACAUUGUGUUUUGUUUCCCGAGGCCAAAAUGUGACCUUUUUUUCAGUUUUUGCAAAGACAAAGAAAGAUGGCAAAAGGGCACUGCGCUAGAUGGUUUACAUAUCUGAGCCCGCUCUCCUGGUCACGACACCACCUGAAGGAACAUGACCUCUCCUGCUUUUCUGCUUUUUUUCCUCCAGCUGCGCGACAGGAGGGACGCAGUUUGUUUCCUUCAUGAAAAACUAGGACUUUACAGAGAGGAGGAUUGUCAGUCUGCGAGGUGAAACAUGUCUCCCUCCUUCUACGAACCACACACCGACUCAAUCUGCUCCCUUAUCCCGUCCUCCCACCCGCACUGCAGCAGCACGGUGUUUGAGUGUAAGACUAACAGUAGUAAGGGGCUGCACAUCCACAUCACAGGAGGUAAUAAGCCAUUUGGAGGCAGAACUUCCCACUCAACCUGCUUAUAGAUGAAGGGCCAUGUCUUAAGUCUUAGAAUUACCCCUCCUCUCUGAACCCAGGACUACCUCAGAACACACACGUAGUGACAACUAGAAAUCCACACACAUAGAUUUACUCUAAAUUGAGAAACAUGCACACUCAAUACAGGGUCGAAAUAAACAAUUUGAAGGUCAAUUCAGAAAUUGAAUCAUCCUUACGGAAGCUAGAUUUGGUAUUCACAGACAGAAAAAGUGCUUCUUCUUCUUCUUCUUCUUCUUCACAGGGUUGUUUAUUGAAAGUAAAGAUCCAAAUGAACAA
This is a messenger RNA of Sebastes umbrosus (honeycomb rockfish), 3093 nucleotides long. RefSeq names its product TBC1 domain family, member 22a (gene tbc1d22a). The record is from RefSeq and is a predicted model, not a curated record. Gene Ontology annotation, biological process: activation of GTPase activity. The coding region runs from base 203 to 1855 and encodes 550 amino acids. Gene Ontology annotation, molecular function: GTPase activator activity. NCBI's taxonomy places the organism in Eukaryota, Metazoa, Chordata, Actinopteri, Perciformes, Sebastidae. The transcript is spliced from 14 exons.